This is a messenger RNA of Xiphophorus couchianus (Monterrey platyfish), 2651 nucleotides long. It is a transcript of the gene srla, whose product is annotated as sarcalumenin. Bases 1 to 2358 code for a protein of 785 amino acids. Gene Ontology annotation, molecular function: GTP binding. The transcript has 8 exons. Lineage: Eukaryota; Metazoa; Chordata; Actinopteri; Cyprinodontiformes; Poeciliidae. The record is from RefSeq and is a predicted model, not a curated record.
AUGCCCUCUGACCUUCAGCCGCAGCGGUAUAUAUACCCGGAGGGGAUAAUCUGCAGUCCUCUGGCAGCCAAAAUGAAGCUUCUGGCGACUGCGUGCUGCUUGCUGUGUCUCCUGGCUCUGUCGGCUGCAGAGUCCUCCAUCCACGAGGAGGAGCAUCGAAUGCGUCUUCAGCUCCAGCAGCCAGACGGAGACCUCUUCCCCUGCGGAUGUGACACAACUGAUGCCAGCCAGACCUCGUCCAACGACACCCCGGCUCCAGAGAGAGCCGUGUGCCACCCCUGCAAGCCCCUGUCGAGUAAUGAAGAAGAGCCGGUGGCCGCGUUGGAGCAAGAGGUAGAGGAAGUACAUCCAACUGAGGACGAUUCUUCUGUUGAGGAAGUUGCAAGUGAAGAAAGGAGCCUGGAGGAGAUUGCAGAGGAACAUGAAGAUGCGACAUCUGGUGCUCAAAGCAAGGAAAAGGAAGUACCUGAAGAGAUCAUUGUUGCUGAGGCAGAAGAGAAGACACCCGAGGAAGAGGAGCGGGAAGCACUAGGAGAAUCAUCUCAAGUAGAGGAAGAAGACGUGAGUCAGGACACUGCAACUGAUGAAGACGAAGUUGAGGACUCAGAGGGCGAAAGUGCAGAGGAGGAUGAAAUGGUGCCUGAACCAGAGGAAAGACCCCCAGAUUUGACAAAAGACCCCAAACCAGAGUCACAGGAGCUACCGGAGGAUAGAGUGAAAGAGCCAGAAGUGACAGAACAACCUGAAGCAGAGCAAGAAGUCACUUUAGAGCCUGAGCUGAUUACUGAGACUGACCCAGAAUCAGAAAUCACCCAUCAGGCUAACCAGAACCCUUCUCUGGAAGGCACUGAGGAUGAUGCAGUGGAGGAAACUAGAGAGGACACACCGGAGUCUGAACAGGGUUCUGACCAGGAGGUGAAACUGGAGGAGGUACCUGCAGAGGAGCCAGCACAGCUUCAAGCUAAAGAGGAUGAGGCCAUUGGGUCGGGCCUGAGAGACCGCUCCCACAUUGAGGAGAUGCUGCGACUGGCGACAGCUGAACCAUCAGCAGAGUUCUCUGGCGCCAUAAAGAGACUGUUAAACAUCUACCAUAAGUCCAUCAAGCCAAUGGAACAAGUCUUUAAGUACAACGAGCUCAGGCAACAUGAAGUUACAGAUGGUGAGAUCACCUCAAAGCCAAUGGUUCUGUUUCUCGGACCCUGGAGUGUUGGAAAGUCCUCGAUGAUCAACUACCUUUUGGGUCUCCAUGGCACACCCCAGGAACUUUACACAGGUGCUGAGCCCACCACAUCUGAGUACACGGUCAUCAUGCACGGGGAGAGGUUUCGGACCAUAGAGGGCAUUGUGAUGGCAGCAGACAGUUCAAGGUCUUUCUCUCCGCUGGAGAAGUUCGGUCAGGGCUUCCUGGAGCGACUGGUCGGCAUCGAGAUGCCCCACAAGUUACUGGAGAGAGUCACCUUUGUUGACACACCAGGCAUCAUUGAAAACCGCAAGCAGCAGGAGAGAGGUUACCCGUACAACGACGUGUGCCAGUGGUUCAUCGACAGAGCCGACCUCAUCUUCCUGGUGUUCGACCCCACCAAGCUGGAUGUGGGCGGCGAGCUGGAGAUGCUCUUCCGCCAGAUGAAGGGCCGCGAGUCCCAGAUACGCCUCAUCCUCAACAAGGCCGACAGCCUCUCUACGCAGGACCUGAUGAGGGUCUACGGGGCCCUCUUUUGGAGCAUGGCGCCGCUCGUCAAUGUCACAGAGCCACCUCGCGUGUACGUCAGCUCCUUCUGGCCGCAGGAUUAUGCUCCAGACACCAGCCGAGAGCUCUUCAUGAAGGAGGAAAUCUCCCUGCUGGAGGAUCUCAACCAGGUGGUUGAGAAUCAGAUAGAAAACAAAAUUGCCUUCAUCCGCCAGCACGCCAUCCGAGUACGCAUCCACGCUCUGCUGGUAGACCGCUACCUUCAGACCUACUAUGACAAGCUGGGCUGGUUCGGAGACCCCUACGAGGUUUUCCAAGACGUCGUGAACGACCCCGAUAAGUACUACAUCUUCAAGUCCAUUUUGGCCAAGAGCAACGUCAGCAAGUUCGACCUGCCCGACAAGGACGCUUACCAGGACUUCUUUGGGGUCAACCCCAUUUCCAACUUCAAGCAACUCUCCCAGCACUGCAGCUGGACUGACGGAUGUCUGCUGGAGAAGAUUGAGAAGGCUAUCUCGCACGAGCUUCCGGCUCUGCUCAGCAGCGUCACCAAAAGCUCAGAGGCACCCACCCCAGCAAAGGCUGCCCCAGCAAACCCGCCGCCUCUCCCCGGUACAUGCGAAGGUCCAGAGUGUGAGGAGAAACCCAAAAAUCGCUGGAGGAAGCAGUGAGAUGGAAAGGAAGAGGACAGGAGGCAGCCAAGAGAGAGAUGAGGCAGAGGGCAGCCAGAUAGUUUCCUGAAAUAAUGUCCACUGGCGUGGAUUCCAGGAAUAGCUCCAGGAAGACUGGAAAUGUGCAGAAAACCAGAUAAAGAAUGGACUUCAGGAUAUUUUGUGUUACUACUUAAAUGGAAAGAAUAUUUGCCAUACAUGUUCUGUUAGUUGUAUUUGAAAGCAGAGGAAAACAAUAUAGGGCCCUCUACAUUUAUUGGGACCCUUUAUAAAGACGUGUAAAAAUCUCUAAA